Molecule: messenger RNA, 1918 nt
Organism: Momordica charantia (bitter melon)
Lineage: Eukaryota; Viridiplantae; Streptophyta; Magnoliopsida; Cucurbitales; Cucurbitaceae
Product: putative F-box protein At2g33200
Molecular function (GO): protein binding
Source: RefSeq, a predicted model, not a curated record
UUGAGCAUUCAAGACAACUUAUUUGAGCCAAUGUCCCGUUUUUCUCUUGGCACCCUUCUCAAUCGGCGAGCAGCGCGGCCGAGUCAUUGGCGUCAAAAAUAUUUCCCUCCGACACACAAGAAGCGAGUCCAGUGGCGUCAAGAAUCUUGCCCAGAACUGUCGAUUUCUCGAGCGGAUUGAAGGGUCACGAAAACUUCCCCUCUUCGUCCCUCGAAGUCUGAGGUUCGUGAUUUCUCUUCGUUCUAUUCCAAUCCUCUCAGAUAUAGACUUGGACUCUUAAUGUUAGAAAAUGUCGAAGUGUAAACGGAGGAAUCGAAGGCAGAGGAAGAAACGUAAGUUGAAGGAUGGAAGGGAAAAUUCCACUAUGGAUUGGGCAGGGCUUCCUCGUGAUAUUCUUGUCACGAUCUUCGGGCAGUUACCUCUAAUUGAUUGCUUGUCAGUCGAUAGUGUUUGUAAGCAGUGGAGCAACAUCCUUGCUGAACUUCCAAAUUGGAAGAGGUGUGGAUUCCCAUGGCUUUUGAUGUCGGGUCAAAACGAUAGAGAGAUGAGAACAUGCUUUAGCGUUCUAGACAAUCUAGAUUGGGAAGUGGAGCUUCUCGAGGCGUAUGGAGGUUAUGUUUGGGGAUCCUUUCAGGACUGGCUGAUCCUGGUGAAGGAUCUUGGUUGUUAUUCUCUUGAAGUCAGUCUAUUGAAUCCCUUCUCUUUGAGGAAGAUUAACCUUCCAAGGCUUUGGAACUUCUAUCACAAGAUGGUUCUUUCUGGGUCUCCUGUCGAGGAAAACAUGAUUUGUGCAGCCAUUCAUAGUGAGCAUAGCGAAAUUGCUUUCUGGGUUCAAGGAUCAGAAGGAUGGCACAAGUAUAGACUCGAAGGUAUGCCUUUCGAGGAUGCUGUCUUCUGUAAUAGUAGUCUUUUUCUUCUCUGCAAUGACUGUAACAUUUACCAACUCGAUGCCAUGAGUAUCAUUACGAAUGUUAGAGGAAAUGACUGUGCUUCAUCUGUUUCCGAGAUCAAAGCACAGUUCCAUGAAGCUAGAAACCUGGAAAUAAACAGUCCGCAUGUCCUGAAGUAUCUUGUGGAAUCCUCGGGGGAGGUUUUGCUGGUAUGUAGGUAUUUUAGCGAGAAACCUGAUGCCAUACUCGAAACAGUAAAUUUCGAGAUCUAUUCGCUCGAUAUUUCUCAGAUGUACUGGGAAAGGGUCGAUAAUCUAGACAAUCAAAUUCUGUUUUUGGGUAAAUGUUGUUCUAGAUCUCUUUCCUCAACUGAGUUUGGUAUUGGUUUCAGUAACUGUAUAUAUUUCUCCAAUGAUGAUGCUACUCCUUGGUGGAAUGAAUGGGAUUCUAAUCAUUUGAAAGGAUUGGCUUCUCGUCUUGGACUCGACAACUCCUCCCGAAAAGAUUGGGGAACCUUUCAUAUCARCAAAGACAACAAUGGAAGCUUUUGUUUCCGCGGUAACCGCGACAAUUGGGCGCCAAUCUGGUUCACUGCACCUCUAUGGUGGUAUAGCAAGAACAUCGUCCAACAGACAAGACGAUAUAGAUAAACUACGGUCGAACUUAUCAAGAUUCGGUGAUCAGAAUCCAACUUGAGAUGGUUGAGAAUGAAAGAAGCUUAAAUUUUUUAUAGGGUCAAGUGAUACAGAAUGUACAUGCCAUACAUGUAAAUUGUUGAAGCUUCAAGAACAGCCUUCAGUAUGUAGGAGUAGUACUUCUCUUUUGUAUAUGCUCUUUUUUGCCAGUAUAAUCAUAAUGUGUAUAUAAUGCUAAAUGAUAAUGUUUGGUUACUGUUGAAAGAGCAGAAUCAUGGCUGUCCUGCUGUCCAUCUGAACUUAUUAGGAAAGAGGAGAACAGGUGAGUCUGAAUAGUUUUGCUUUUGAAUUUUAUCCCAAUGUCUUAAUUUGAUCCAUUAUUCUUCUGAGGAA